AGAAUGGACUGCUCGCAUAAAAUUUCAAAGCAAAUGGCGGAAAAGAAAUCGGAGGAAAAUCUUGUUUUUCCCCGCAGUUUGUGGCGCGAUUUCAUCCCGUCCGAAUGCUGAACGAGAUCGUUUUGGUCGGCGGUUUGAUUUUUGUGUUUACCUUACUGUACUUAUCGUUUCUUUUGCCUUCCAAGAUGAUCGGAAACGACGAAGACGAGAAGGAGAACUCCACCAAAACAGGCAAGGGGAGGGGCGGAGGAGGAGGUGGAGAUGGGGUUCUGAGGGAACUUUCCCUCACAAACGGACAGAUCAACCGGAUGAACAAGGAGGAGGUGCGGCAGAAACUAGAGGAGCUGCACCUGGAGACGAGAGGCGUGAAGGAAGUCCUGAAGAAGCGGCUGAAGUCUUACUACAAGAAGGAGAAGCUUACCCCGGAAGUUGUCGGCAUCAAGUCCGAACACUACGACUUCCUCCUUGUCAUCGACUUCGAGGCGACGUGCAUGGAGGAGAACCCUCCGGACUUCCAGCACGAGAUCAUCGAGUUCCCCAUCCUGCUCGUCAACACGGAGACUCUCAUAGUCGAGGACCAGUUCCACUCUUACUGCAGACCCACCAUCAACCCCAAACUGACUCCCUUCUGCACAAAACUGACAGGAAUCACGCAGAAGAUGGUGGACAAGGCUCCGGAGUUUCCCCAGGUUCUGGAGGACGUGCUGGACUGGAUGUCCAGUAAGGGGUACGGGAUGGGGCACUCCAGGUUCGCGGUGGCGACGGACGGCCCUUGGGACAUGUGCCGGUUCCUGUACCAGCAGUGCCUGUACUGCGGCAUCCCGUACCCGCGGCCCUUCCGCAGGUGGAUCAACGUGAAGAAGCACUUCGCCAACUUCUACCAGACGCGGGGCGGCACCAAGCUGCAGGAGAUGCUGGCCAGCCUGGGGCUGCAGUUCGAGGGGAAGCCGCACAGCGGCCGGGACGACGCGGUCAACAUCGCUCGCAUCGCCGGACGGCUGAUACAGGACGGCUGCGAGCUGCGGGUUAACGAGUGUCUGAACAAUGGCAGGGUGGAGCCUGUUGUUCCGCCGAGGGCAAAACUGGCCUCCAGUAACUAAGGAGCUCACUUAAGUUACGACCAUGCGUUUAAUUUGAUUUUAUGGAUAAUGGUCAAUAGUGAUAAGUAGGAGUUAAUCAACUUCAAGCAACUGGAUAUGAUUUUGAACAAUGUCAUUGAAUUUGAUAUGAUUUC
This is a messenger RNA of Branchiostoma floridae (Florida lancelet), 1234 nucleotides long. RefSeq names its product 3'-5' exoribonuclease 1-like. Lineage: Eukaryota; Metazoa; Chordata; Leptocardii; Amphioxiformes; Branchiostomatidae. Gene Ontology annotation, cellular component: nucleolus; cytoplasm. Gene Ontology annotation, biological process: exonucleolytic trimming to generate mature 3'-end of 5.8S rRNA from tricistronic rRNA transcript (SSU-rRNA, 5.8S rRNA, LSU-rRNA). Gene Ontology annotation, molecular function: nucleic acid binding; 3'-5'-RNA exonuclease activity. The record is from RefSeq and is a predicted model, not a curated record. The transcript is spliced from 2 exons. Bases 105 to 1100 code for a protein of 331 amino acids.